GAAUUUUAAUUUUAGAUUUUGUUUGCUAAGCGAAUGGAGAUUGAUUUUGACGAAUUAGAGAAUUCUCGCUUAAAUACUUACGCACGAAAAACAUUUAAGUGGCGUGCCAUUUCGGCGUUGCGAGAAUUGGCACAUGCGCGCUUAACCCUUCAAACUUCUAUGACGUUUUGAAUCAUCGAACUGCCUAUCUUUCCCGUGAAUUUAUUUGUAAAAUUAAUACAGUAAACACUUCCCCGUCAAUUAAUUAUUAGAAUGGUUCAUAACAUAUGGUUUCUGAGCAGUUUUAGGCUCACAUUCUUCAUAAGUUUUAUGGUUUUUUAUGUUUUUCACAAUCCAACAGACAGCGGAGCAGUUCAGCUAACACAAGAUAAUCUGGAUAUGACUUUAGCUUCCAAUGAAUUAGUUUUUAUUAAUUUUUAUGCCGAAUGGUGCAGAUUUAGCAAUAUACUAAUGCCAGUAUUUGACGAAGCCGCUGAUAAAAUUGCCCAAGAGUUUCCCGAGGCUGGCAAAGUCGUCAUGGGGAAAGUCGAUUGUGAUAAAGAAGGGUCAGUUGCGACAAGAUUCCACAUUACCAAAUACCCAACUCUUAAAGUAAUACGAAAUGGACAGCCGGCAAAAAGGGAAUAUCGGGGUGAACGCUCAAUUGAGGCUUUUACAAACUUCAUCAAAAAACAACUCGAAGAUCCCGUCAAAGAAUUUAAAGAAUUGAGAGAACUUAACGAACUAGAGUCUAAUAAAAGAAUAGUUAUUGGUUAUUUCGACAGGCGGGAUCAGCCUGAAUACAAUAUAUUCCGACGCGUUGCUACUAACGUUAAGGACGACUGCCAUUUUCAUGCUGGUUUUGGUGAAGCUUCGCGCACCAUGCACCCCGAGAACCAACCUAUAAUCGUCUUUAGGCCUGACAGGGAGCGUUCUAAUGAUUUAGAUGAAACUUACACGGGAAGUUUAACAAAUUUUGAUGAAUUGCACAUAUGGGUAUCUGAGAAAUGUGUACCUUUAGUACGUGAAAUUACUUUUGAGAAUGCUGAGGAGCUAACCGAGGAAGGAUUGCCGUUUUUAAUUCUUUUCCAUUCCCCUGAUGAUAAAGAAAGUAUUAAGAGGUUUACUGAAAUUGUACAAACCGAUUUACUGUCAGAAAAACGUAUUUAUUUGCUUUUUUUUCUGUUGUUCCAUUUUGAUAAUUUUUUAUUUUCAGAGUCAAUAAACUUCUUGACUGCCGAUGGUAAAAAAUUUGCACAUCCUUUACAUCAUCUCGGAAAGGGUGAAAAGGAUUUGCCACUUAUUGCAAUUGAUAGUUUUAGGCACAUGUAUCUGUUUCCAAAUUACAAGGAUAUGGAAAUCCCUGGGAAACUAAAACAGUUUAUUCAAGAUCUCUAUUCAGGAAAAUUACAUAGAGAAUUUCAUUAUGGUCCUGAUUCUGAUGAACUUAGUUCUUCACAAAAAUCGCCAACAACCCCACCUGAAAGUACUUUUAAAAAGUUAGCACCAUCAAAAAAUAGAUAUACUCUACUUAAAGAUGAAUUGUAAGUUAUUUCUUUCUGUAAAUAAAUUUUUUUGAAAUCUA
This is a messenger RNA of Tribolium madens (black flour beetle), 1564 nucleotides long. It is a transcript of the gene ERp44, whose product is annotated as endoplasmic reticulum resident protein 44. Lineage: Eukaryota; Metazoa; Arthropoda; Insecta; Coleoptera; Tenebrionidae. The record is from RefSeq and is a predicted model, not a curated record. The transcript has 4 exons. The coding region runs from base 253 to 1527 and encodes 424 amino acids.